Messenger RNA from Phacochoerus africanus (Common warthog), 4942 nucleotides. It is a transcript of the gene EYA4, whose product is annotated as EYA transcriptional coactivator and phosphatase 4. Gene Ontology annotation, cellular component: nucleus. The coding region runs from base 468 to 2405 and encodes 645 amino acids. The record is from RefSeq and is a predicted model, not a curated record. Gene Ontology annotation, molecular function: protein tyrosine phosphatase activity. NCBI's taxonomy places the organism in Eukaryota, Metazoa, Chordata, Mammalia, Artiodactyla, Suidae. Gene Ontology annotation, biological process: negative regulation of extrinsic apoptotic signaling pathway in absence of ligand; multicellular organism development; cell differentiation. The transcript has 21 exons.
GGAAGGGGCCCAGGCCCUUCCCAGCACAGCUUCUCCCCAGGCUGUAUACUGGUGCCUCACAUGCAGCUUAAUCGAAAAGGGUAUUUCCUCCCUUCAGAGAAAGCUCCCUAGUCUGGCGCGGGGUGCUUUUUACUUUACGUUGUUGCAAGUAGGCGAAGUUCCUUCAGUCUCCUCCCCUGGGGUAAGUGGAAAGGAGUCCAGCAGCGGUGGACACCCGGCGAUCGGAUAGCGACGGAGUUAGAGACAACUUGGGGGCUGCCGGGCAGAAGCAGAGGCACAGCGCUAAGGGGAAACUUCGACCCUGGAAGGAACGAGAAUAAAUAUCUAAAUACCGACGCAGGGAUCCGCUGCUGGGGCAGACAUCUGAACUUCGGGAUCCGGAGGCGAUCCAGGAGGAAGAGGUAGGCCAUUUUUAAUUGAAGGAAGCUGCCUCUGCGUGGGAGUGGCAGGAGAAGUAAGAAAACCACAUGGAAGACUCCCAGGAUUUAAAUGAACAAUCAGUAAAGAAACCGUGCACAGAAUCAGAUGUUCCAGAACCCCAGAAUUCCAGGUCUAUGGAAAUGCAGGACCUAGCAAGUCCUCAUCCUCUUGUUGGAGGUGGUGAUACGCCCGGUAGCUCCAAACUGGAGAAAGCUAAUCUCAGCAGCACAUCGGUCACCACAAAUGGGACAGGAGGGGACAACAUGACUGUUUUAAACACUGCAGACUGGUUGCUGAGUUGCAACACUCCCUCCUCCGCAACAAUGUCUCUCCUAGCAGUCAAAACAGAGCCUUUGAACAGCAGUGACACCACAACCACGACUGGAGAUGGAGCGCUUGACACUUUUACUGGGUCAGUAAUAACAAGUAGUGGCUACAGCCCCAGAUCAGCACAUCAAUAUUCCCCACAGCUGUAUCCUUCCAAGCCCUAUCCACACAUUCUUUCUACACCAGCAGCUCAAACAAUGUCUGCCUAUGCAGGCCAGACUCAGUAUUCGGGGAUGCAGCAGCCAGCCGUCUACACAGCCUACUCACAGACAGGACAACCCUACAGUCUGCCCACUUACGAUCUGGGCGUGAUGUUACCAGGCAUCAAGACAGAGAGCGGACUUUCACAGACUCAGUCCCCGUUACAGAGCGGGUGCCUCAGUUACAGCCCAGGGUUUUCUACCCCACAACCAGGGCAGACACCUUAUUCUUACCAGAUGCCAGGUUCUAGUUUUGCACCAUCAUCUACUAUUUACGCAAAUAAUUCAGUUUCCAAUUCAACGAAUUUCAGUGGUUCACAACAGGAUUAUCCAUCCUACACAGCCUUUGGCCAAAACCAGUAUGCACAGUAUUACUCCGCAUCAACGUAUGGCGCAUAUAUGACAUCGAAUAACACAGCGGAUGGCACGUCAUCCUCCACCUCAACCUAUCAGUUGCAGGAAUCUCUCCCAGGACUGACUAGCCAACCAGGUACAGAUCUUCAUCCAGGAGAGUUUGACACCGUGCAAAGCCCCUCCACACCCAUCAAAGAUCUUGAUGAGAGAACAUGCAGGAGUUCGGGGUCAAAGUCCCGAGGGAGAGGCCGGAAAAAUAACCCUUCCCCACCUCCCGACAGUGACCUGGAGCGUGUGUUUGUCUGGGACUUGGAUGAAACCAUCAUUGUUUUCCACUCACUGCUCACAGGAUCUUAUGCCCAGAAGUAUGGCAAGGAUCCUCCCAUGGCUGUAACCCUUGGACUCCGAAUGGAAGAGAUGAUUUUUAAUCUUGCUGAUACUCACUUAUUUUUUAAUGAUUUAGAGGAGUGUGAUCAAGUUCACAUAGAUGAUGUUUCCUCUGAUGAUAACGGGCAGGAUUUAAGUACCUACAGUUUUGCAACUGAUGGCUUCCAUGCAGCUGCAAGUAGUGCAAACCUUUGUUUGCCAACAGGUGUAAGAGGAGGGGUUGACUGGAUGAGGAAGUUGGCUUUUCGUUACAGAAGAGUAAAAGAAUUAUACAACACCUACAAGAACAAUGUGGGAGGACUCCUUGGCCCCGCCAAGAGAGAUGCAUGGCUGCAGUUGAGGGCUGAGAUCGAAGGUCUGACCGACUCCUGGCUAACAAAUGCACUUAAAUCUUUAUCAAUUAUUAGUACUAGGAGUAACUGCGUAAACGUCUUGGUAACAACAACCCAACUGAUCCCAGCGCUUGCAAAGGUUCUACUUUAUAGUCUAGGAGGUGCUUUUCCCAUUGAGAAUAUUUACAGUGCAACGAAAAUAGGAAAAGAAAGUUGCUUUGAACGAAUAAUGCAAAGGUUUGGCAGAAAAGUAGUAUAUGUUGUAAUUGGGGAUGGUGUAGAAGAAGAACAGGCAGCAAAAAAGCACAACAUGCCCUUCUGGAGGAUAUCAAGUCACUCAGACCUCUUGGCUCUACAUCAAGCACUGGAAUUAGAGUAUUUGUAACUGUGUUCUCUAGCGGGAGAUCCUUUUUAUAUAUAUAUAUAUUUCAAGUACACUGAAUUUUUAUGUGUGAUGCAAUGCCUCUGGCUUUACACAUAUAAAUUGUCUUAAAGGAUGAAAUCAUAUUUGGAAUGAGAAUUCCAGAAGGAAGAAUUCAGAUUGCUGAACGGAAUUAAACAUUAGUGCUACAGAAAGGAAGCUCUAUGGUCUUAUAUUUACAACACUUUCAUGGUUAAAAAAAAUAUAUAUAUCUGUGGAGGUCGCUGGUCCACACCGACUGAAUCCUGACUGGAAUGAACAACUUUAGCAAAGAACUCUUACUCUGGCAAAGCACCAACACAGGCUCCAUCUGACAAGGUUCAACAACAUUCCUCAAAAAUGGGAGAUCUUCUCAGCCCUGAGGUUUGAAUCUGACGUUAGCCUACCUAGCCCAGAAAAUCUGAAUUGGAAUGCACUCAGACUGUGUAAGGACAAUCCGAUCUAGACCUGUAAUUUGUGUAAAUUAUUGAGGAAAAUAAUUUACUGUGACUUUGUUAGCAGCUGACUUUGAAAGUGGAUGCAAUUUUUCUUUCAUUUGUGGGGGAGGGGCGUGGGGGGAGGAAACGGGAAUCUAAUAAUGUCUCUCUUUUUUAAGUUUGGUAAACAGAAUGUUCAUACUGAUGUGUCGUGCCUUAAAGACAAGACAGUGUUUGUGUGUUACAAUGUAACUUUGGUUAAAAAUCUCUGUAGAUAAUGAAAAGCAAAAACCUUUGUGAUCACUCUUAACAAUGACCAAAUUUAAAAUUCAAGCUAUCAAAGCUUAAUCAUGCACCGGCAAGAAACGGAGUAUUUGUUGCGAUAAGAAAACCGUAACAAUAAAGGGAAGCUUGUGGUUUAUUUGGGUUCUUAAUAAUUCCAAUAAUUGUAUGAGGCAACUAUUUGUGCAUCCAACCAGAAGCAGAAGGUUUGGGAAAGACUGUGGGACCUUGACUUAGAAAGUGAAAUGUAUGUUGAAGCCUCAAUUACCUGUUCUACAGUUUUACUGAGGAAAACUAAGAGCCAUAUUCAUGAUGACUUAUUACUAUUUGGAGUUUGAUUUUUGACAUGUGUAAGUUGUGUAGAGGAAAAUAUUCUGAUGAAACUCCUAAGCAAAUAUCACCCAAACUUUCUUAGACUAUCCAUGAACGUGGCUUAAAAUUCACAAAGUUAAAGGCUUUUAUUCCCAAGGCCAUUGCAAAAAUGAAGUGUCAUCAGUAGUGGAAAGCGAAUGCCCUAGAUGAUUUCCAAGAAAAGAAGUGAAUUAGUGAAAAUUUUACCUAGACUAUCUUCAUAAAAUAAGUUAACAAGUGGACUUGAUCUUGGCAGCCUUACUGAGGUUUGAUUCUCCAUCCUCACACCUGAAUCCAGUUUCUCUCCACUCUAGACCUGUGUACCUUAGUUUCUGCCUGUGCCGUUACUGCACAAUGGACUUCAUUCAUUGCGAGGAGAGCCUGUCAUCGUUGUGUUUGCAUGUUUUUUUUUUUUUUCUUGGUGUGUAGCCCAUGUUAGGAACACGAUACUGGUUCUCCUGUCAUUUUGUAUGACAUGAUUUCCCUUGUGGAAAUUUAAGACUUUAUGAUCUAGGAGUGUUUUGAUGGUGUCUACACCUGCAGUUCUGUGUUUAAAAUGUCACAACGUGGUACCUGGAGUCCAACUACUAGGCAGUGCUCCCAGCCAGAGACUGGUCCAUGAUUACCCAUCAUCUCAGGCUUUGGUAGCUCCCAUCAGAGCAGUUCUCUGUACACUGAUCACAGCAUGUGCUAUGGAAAUGUGAUUUUAUUUUCCAAACUAUAAACUUGUAUUCCUCUACUGUCCACUAAGGCCGUGUUUACAUUAGGCAGGAAGAAAUUGAGAUCAAAUUUUGCACAUUUUAAGAUUGUGAUUUCAUUACAUACAAACCUUAAACUUAUUCUUUAAAUAUUGUAGCAUUUGGCUACCUCUGCUCCAGGUACUGUUGCAGACAAAUUAAGAUUGGGAUACUGCUGCUAUUACUACUACUACUAAUAAAAAUAAUCAUAAUAAUAAAUCUUACAUUUCAGUUGGCCUUUAGCUUGAAAAUAGUAGUUUAAAAAAACUAAAGCGCUGCAUUGAUUAUCCAUACAUCAUUCUGUUUUGUGCACUAAAACCUUAAAUGUUUAUUACUGUGAGUAAAACAAAAGUAUCUUUACUGUAGAGCCAAUUUCUUUAAGUGAUAGAAUUUUGACGUCACAUCUAAAUUGUAAAUUAUUUUUCAUGUCAAACAAGCAAGGCUUCUUAUGCUGCUCAACCUGCAGGUACAGAAAAGAAUAGCCCUUCACAGGGCACAGAGAAGGGUCACUGAUUGUAUCACCAGAGCUAUUUCUCACAGAUCUCCUCUGAUGAUGUGUUCAGAAGAGGCUGCCAGUGUUAACACCUUGUCUGGCACAACGGUGGUGCAGCUAGGGAGCCCACAUCACUGUUUGCCAGGUGGCUUUGAGCAUGCUCAAGACGAGGACGCGUCCCCUUCCCACCUUCGGAACCCAGGAUCCUCUUCCUGUCUGAUC